Molecule: messenger RNA, 1170 nt
Organism: Ambispora gerdemannii
Lineage: Eukaryota; Fungi; Glomeromycota; Glomeromycetes; Archaeosporales; Ambisporaceae
Source: the annotation of a GenBank genome assembly
AUGUCUAGUUUGUUUACUGAUGGAGAUAGAAAUCCAAAAUUUUACUUUUCUCGUUCUGCCCCUUACCGAAUAUACUUCCCCCCCGCUCUACGAGAAUAUUAUGACAAAGGUAAAGAAACAAAAGAUGAUAAAUUUGGAGACAAAUUAUUUAUGCUAGAAGAAGAGGAAGAGUUGAUUCUAUCAGAUGAAAUUAAGGGAACAGGCAAAACAGCUACCAUGAAAAAUGUCUGCAUCAAAGCCAAUAUGUAUCCUUUAGUAGAAAUCAAAGGUUCUAAUUUAACUCCAACUGAAUCAGAUCAGUCAGCUGAGAUAUUACCUUUACAGAAAUUUGCUUACACUCUUAGCGAAUUAGAGUGGAAUUUGGUUAAAGAGUGCGGUUUCGAAAGAGAAGAAAAUGGAGAAGUUAGAUACAUACUUUUCGUGGAUGAGGCUAAUCAGAUUAGUAAUAAUUCUGGCUUCUUUCAACCUAACCAAUUACGCUUUUUAAAAGACUGCAUGGAAGGAAUAGACAAAAAAGAAGUAAACUUGUUUAUCGAAAAUAAUCCUGAUGCUCAAACAGAAACGGAAGAUGAUGAAACAGAUGAGGAUGGUAAUCCGACUGGUAAUAAAGUAAAGUUAGAUAUUGAAAUAGGUGAAUUUUUGGAGUUCUUUUGGGCUGUAAAGAAGAGAAAUAUAAUGUCUUAUGACGGUAGUUUUGAGAGUAUUAAAAAAGAGACUAUAGAAAGAGUGCUAGAUACUCGUUUAAGAGGCACUGCAGCUGGUUUUCUGAUUGGUGAUAAAGCAGAUAAGGAAAGUGCCGAAAGAGAAAAACUGCUGAUGCAAAACCAACAGUAUAAAGAUGCUAAGCAUGAAUUGGAUACACAAAUAAACAAUAACAAUCAAACACAAAAUCAAAUAAACGAUAUUGUGGGGAAAAUAAAUGGCGUUAUCCCAAAAAAACCACAUGAAACUGAUGAAUACUUAAAUACUCAGUUAGCGAUACUAACAAGCAACCUCAGAAAUGGUGAAAGUAGAUUAGAUAAACUAAGAAGUGAAUUAGAUAAGUUAAGAAAAAGUUUAGGAGGCAACAGCAAUUUAAUGAGUUUACUAGGAUUAGACAAAUUAUCUUUCACUGACAAAGUAAUGAUUGUAGCGGCAAUAGUAUUGUUGGUUUGGUUAUUGAAAGGUUAG